Messenger RNA from Leptopilina boulardi, 1611 nucleotides. RefSeq lists its product as uncharacterized. Lineage: Eukaryota; Metazoa; Arthropoda; Insecta; Hymenoptera; Figitidae. Bases 1 to 1611 code for a protein of 536 amino acids. The transcript has 3 exons. The record is from RefSeq and is a predicted model, not a curated record.
AUGGUAUUGUUAAAUGGAAGGUCAAACUCAGAUUCUCCGGCGAAUUGGACCUUUGUCGGGCAUCAGGGUAGAAGCGUAACAGAUUUAAUCUGGGCAUCUUUGGAUGACCUUGAAAUUGUAGAAGACCUGAAGGUGCUCCCUUUGGCAACCUUAUCCGACCAUCUACCUGUGGCUGUUUAUUUAAAAGAUUCAAAAACAGAAGUUUGUGAUUACGGAUCAGAAAAGACUACGUCUUGGAAAUUAAAAUUUGAUAAAUUAAAAUCUGAGGAGUUUACAGGUAUCAUGCGAUGGAGGGAUGAGGUUGCGAAUGUGGAGGGCGACAUUGAUAAAUUAAAUGACAAUUUAAUUGGAACUGUGACUGAUGUUGCAGAUAGACUAGGUAUGCGAAUAAAAUGUGAACAAAGGUCUGUUUUUAUUUCACGAAAUAAACCUUGGUUUGACAAGGAAUGUCGCGAUGCGAAGUGUAGCAUGGUGAUGGCUUUUAAGGAUCUCUGGGAAAAUGAUUCAGAAGCGGAAAAACUUGCAUCUGCCAAAAACGCGAGCUUUUUUUGGACCAUAGUAAAUAGUAAACGUCGUAAAGGCAAUAGUAAUAAAGAUAAUAUUACUCUAGAGAAGUGGCAGUCUCACUUAAAUGUGAUGUUUCCACAAGUCAACGAAGAAUGGCCUAUUUUACCCCAGAUAACACAUCCCAUACUAGACAAAUAUAUUGAAAUAAAAGAAAUAUUAAGUAGUUUCAGUAAAUUUAAGGAAAAAAAGUCUCCUGGAGUUGACUUAGUAAAUUUCAGUUUUCUCAAGAGACUUCCAGAAAACUGGAUGCUGUUUCUCGAAUACUUUUAUAAUAAAAUAUUAGACUCUGAAAAAGUCCCGAAAGCCUGGGGCUCCUUGGUUAUCUCCAUGCUACAUAAAAAGGGCAAUUUGUCCGAACCAGAAAAUUUUAGACCAAUAACCUUGGUAAACAAUAUAGCAAAGGGAUUCACUCAAGUCUUGUCAGAGAGACUAAUAGAAUGGAUGGAUGAAAACAGCGUUGUCCCCGAAUUUCAAUCCGGUUUUAGGCGGGGUAGGGGAGUAGCUACCUCGUCUAAGGCUGCAGAGAAUGCGACUCUAAGCGUAAUUACUAAUAUUAAGGCGGACACUUGGUCCACCUACAAUAAACUCUUCGAGAGUUUAGUUAAAAGUAUUCCGUUCUACGCAAUAGAGGUCUGGGGUCAGAAAUGCACAAAUUCAUUAGAGAAAAUACAAUUAUCUUUCUUUAAAAAACUCUUAUGGAUCCCUCUUAAUACUCCGAGUUAUGCGGUGCGUUUGGAGACGGGGAGGCUGCGCUUGGCUUGUGCCGUGCUCUCAAGAACAAUGUCUUGGAUAAAUAAAAUAAAUAAAAUGGACAAUACAAGGUUACCAAGGCUAUGUCUUGAGAGACUGAUGGAGUUGGCUAGGCGUGGAGGAUCCGGUUCCGAACUCAAUUGGUAUUCACAAAUUAAACAUUUUUUUGAAUAUUCCGGCAUGAAGGAGUUAUGGGAUUUAUCAGAUAUAGAAAACUUAGUAAGAAAUUCAAAUGAUUUAAUUGCAAAAUUUACGGAAAAAUGCUUGCUACAGGAUUUAGAGGACAGAAGCUAA